ACGGUAUGCGGACGCAAACUUCCCGAAAAUCGCUGUUGAUUGUUGGGAGAGUCGCAGUCGGACACAGCAGGAGAAUAAUCUGUGUCUUUUUGAUUGUUUUGUUUGUGUCUGCCUCUUUUUUGUUUUCCUCUGUGUUUGUAGUGGAUAAAGGUUCAUGGCACCAAAGAGACGGGCUGCUGUUGCUGCCAAGGCAGGAGGCAAGAAGGUGAAGGAAGAGCCAGAGACAUCCAAACCCAAGGAUGCCUUCACCUCUGCAAAAGAGGCUCUGCUGGCUGCGGGGCCACAGCAGGUAAAAGGCAAGAGGAAAGUGGAUGACUACUGUGAGCUGUCAGGCUCAGGAGAGGUGUAUGAAGACUAUGACUGUAUGCUUAAUCAGACGAACAUCGGCCAUAACAAUAAUAAGUUUUAUGUCAUUCAAGUUAUUAAAGACAACGGAUGCUAUUAUUCAUUCAACAGAUGGGGUAGAGUGGGAGAAGUGGGACAGUUCAAGCUGAGUGAUUUUGACAGUCCAGAGAAAGCGAUCAAGGACUUUGAGAAGAAGUUUAAGGACAAGACAAAAAACAACUGGAGUGAUCGGAUGAAUUUUGUCUCCCACUCUGGGAAGUACACUUUGAUAGAGGUGGAUGGUGUGCGGGAUGCUGAGGUCAAGGCUGACGUCGUCGAUGGAAAGCUUAAAAGUGUUGCUAAGAACGUCCUACCUUGUACCCUCGAUGAUGCUACAAAAAAACUUAUUGAUCUCAUCUUUAGCAAUGACAUGUUCAAGGAGGCCAUGGAAUGUAUGAACCUAGACAUCAAGAAGAUGCCUUUGGGUAAGCUCAGCAAGACACAGAUUGCAAAGGGUUUUGAUGUACUGGAGGAGAUUGAAGCAGCCAUGAAACAAAAAGGUGGGAGGGCACGACUGGAAGAGCUUUCUUCCAAGUUCUUCACCACAAUCCCACAUAACUUUGGCCGUAACAGACCACCAACUAUCGACAAUGCUGAUAUUGUGGAGAAAAAGAAAGAGAUGCUCAUGGUGCUGGCUGACAUUGAGCUUGCACAGACGCUGAAGACUGAAACUGAAAAGGCUCAGGAGAAGAUGGUGGAAACUGUUCCUCAUCCUUCAGACCAGGACUAUGUUUCUUUGAAAUGCAAGCUCAUCCUGAUGGACAAGCGUUCAGAUAUGUUCAAGAUCAUUGAGACAUACACGAACACAACUUCAGGUGGUUAUCGUAAACCAAAAAUUGUCAAUGUUUGGGAAGUUGAUCGAGAGACAGAGGGAGCCAGAUUUAACGAGAAUGAAACUCUGGAGAACCGGCGUCUGCUAUGGCACGGUACAAACAUUGCGGUGGUUGCAGCUAUCCUGAAGAGUGGUCUGCGGAUAAUGCCUCAUUCAGGAGGCCGUGUUGGUCGUGGGAUUUAUUUUGCAUCUGAAAAUUGCAAGUCUGCGGGUUACGUGCACACCUCUAAAAAUACUGGAAUCAUGUUUCUAAGUGAGGUGGCCCUCGGAAAAGAAUACACCAUCACCAAAGAUAACAGUUCCUUGAAGAAGGCUCCUGCAGGUCACGAUAGUGUAGUGGCACAAGGACGUGUGGAACCAGACCCCUCUAAAGACAUUUUCAUCACCCUGGAUGGUAAGAAGGUUGCUGUGCCUCAGGGAAAGGCCAUCGAUCAGCCCCAGUUCUCAGACAGCUCUUUCAGCAACAGUGAGUAUCUCAUCUACAAAGAGAGCCAGUGUCGCCUGCGCUACCUGCUAGAACUCAACAUGUAGCACUACUCCAAGUGAAGAAAACAGGAGGUCCUUUUCAUUCUUAUAAAUUAGGUGCAUCCUGAAAAGCUUUGCUCACCUGUUUUAUUACUGUAAUACAGCUAUUACCUUUGUAAUUCUGCACGUCUCUACAGUGCUACAAUAGCUCCUACUUCUCUGUGCCUUAUACUUUGAAUACUAACUCUAGGGCAGGUGCGAUCUAAUUUCCCACUUGGGGUUUUAUUUUGACACUGUGGCAUGCUGUCUGUUAAAAAAGAAAAUUAAUAAUGAUAUGUUAAAAUAAAACAAUAUAAAUGCCUUUACCAAACAGACUGCAAAUUUUACAGUAUAAAACUGUUCUAAUUAAAAAAAAAAAAUGUAACUAAUAAAUUCAUCCUUUUUCUUUUAAGGUAACAUGAUUGUGCUGUUUUGAAACUAAUUAUUUCUGUAAAUUUUAAAUGCAGUUAUUUAAUGAAUCCUAUUGAGUAAGAUUUCUUUGGGCUACUCCCAUUUAGCUCUGGAUCACCAAUGGGAGGUUUGUUAUAGGAAUCAACAUGUUGAUCUGGCUAUUAGUAAUGCAUCUCGAGCUGUAGAAGGAGACUGGGCAUGGGCAGCUUUGAACCAACGAUAUCCUGUUAGGUAGUCAAGCGCACGAAUUGUAUGCACCUGGUUGGGCAAUGUACAAAUACAUUAAAAGUACAUUAACAUGAAGAGUUUUGGAAAAACAUGUCUGUUUGGAACUGAGUAAACUAUAUCAGUAGGUUAAAACAGGUUAAACUGACCAAAAUAUUAAUGUGUUUCUGUUUGAAUAAAGAGGUCGAAAGACCAGUGCAACAUGAUAUGCAGUUCUUUAUAUUUUCAGGCUCAUUCUCAGUGUGCAUGUUGGCACAAGCAUUUUGUGCUCUUACUUUCCAAAACCAGAAUGUCCCUGGUUCAAGGACCACCGUGCCUCAUUCUCCUUGUACAGGUGGAGUUGUGUUGGAAAAACAGAAUCAACAUGUUUCAUCCCAAAUAUCCUCUCGUGACCCAGGGCAAAAUGAAAGAUGCAUACGAUAAUGUGAGAACAGUAUUACAUUUUUACGGAAAUUGUUAGUUUAAAAGCAGCACAAACAUGCUAAUUCAACAGUAAAAGACAAUUGGAUUAAAGUUUAAUUUACUUAUUGUAGUUCCAAGCUUUUUAUAGUGUAAAAUUUACAGGUUGUUGGAAGAUAUUUCCAUUUUUUUUUUUGCUGUUUUUUUUUUUUUUCUUAACCCAAUUAUUCUGGCAAACAGCUAACAAUUUUUCUGUUUAACCCCUUAAGACCUAUUGUCGCAUAUAUGCUACAAUAUUUGACUCAAAUAUGCAACAUAUCAAAUUGACCAGUAUGCCUGUUGUCGCAUAUUUGCAACAUACCAGUAUUAUUAUUAUAACAUUAUAACAUAAGUCCAUCUAUCCAUCCGUCUUCCACCGCCUAGUCCAAUUAAGGGUCGCGGGGGGGCUGGAGCCUAUCCCAGCAGUCAUAGAGCUAGUCUGUCGCAGGGCUAUAA
Messenger RNA from Thalassophryne amazonica, 3250 nucleotides. It is a transcript of the gene parp3, whose product is annotated as poly (ADP-ribose) polymerase family, member 3. Gene Ontology annotation, cellular component: site of double-strand break. The transcript has 11 exons. The record is from RefSeq and is a predicted model, not a curated record. The coding region runs from base 155 to 1747 and encodes 530 amino acids. Gene Ontology annotation, molecular function: NAD+ poly-ADP-ribosyltransferase activity. NCBI's taxonomy places the organism in Eukaryota, Metazoa, Chordata, Actinopteri, Batrachoidiformes, Batrachoididae.